CAGAUUCCCUAGAAAAUACAAUUUCUUAUUGGAUAUCAGUUUCUCGUAGAUCGGAAAUUGCAAGCAGUGUAAACUCUCCAUAAGAGAACAAUUCCGAUUCUCAAGCAAUGUAAAUUCUCCAUAAGAGUGGAAACUAGGGGGAUACUUCACAAAACAGAAUUGUUUAAUAUCGAUGAUUUUACAUUAUUCAGAAUAUUUGAUUAUAAACUAUAUUAAAUUAAGAUCAUUAAAAUACAAAUACAUUGUGAAUGAGAUUUUUCUGAUAAAAAUUGAUCUUGAUCGCAGGCGAUAAACGAAGAAAAAAAAGUGGAUUGAUACAUUGAAGAAUUUUGCCUUUACCUAACAAUAUUUGAUUUUUGAGCAUAUAUGUAAUACUACAUGUAUGUUCUUGAGAUAUAUAGCGUUAACGAAAGUGUAUUUUCUUCCACUUUAUUUGGGGUGAAUUGCUGAAUAUGAAUUCGUUUUAUAUGAUUUGUAGUGCCCUUUUUCAUCAAUGCACACUUUGCAAGUAAAUGUAUAUUACAAGAGAGCAUAUAUAUUAGAUAUCAACACGUAUUCAUUGUAAUUAUAAAUAUAAUGGCCGAUGUGAAUGCGAGGAGAGAAGCAAGGAGACGACGAAUCUUAGAAAACUCAGGAAAUCGUUUACGUAAAAUUACAGGGAGGAACGAUCCAGAUGAAAACAAAGAUGAUAGUCUGGAAAUAAAAGAUGAUGGUUUUAAAGCGGAAUCAAAUUUGGAUCAGUACAUCAGAAAUGGUUCAUAUAUCAAUAGCGAAGCAGAAUUACAAGAUCAUGCAAGAAUCAGCAACAAUGAACAUGAAAGCUUUUUGAGUAACAAUGAUAGAAACACAUGCUUAUCAGAGCCAGUAUCCAAGACAGAAUUGAUGUUAUGUACAUUAUUAUUUAAUCGCAUCAAUCUUAUUCUGCUAGCUGGGAUUGUCAACAUUUUAUUAGUACUGAAACUAGAUAAUUUAUUUGGACAGGCAAUUAUUAUACCUUACUGGUCACUGAUGUUGGGACGUUUCUACAGAUGUAAGGAAUUUCAUGAAAUACAAAACGGCAGUUUACUAAUCGCUGCUUUAAUAUUGUGCAACAUCAAGCCCAAGUUGAUUUAUAGAUUUAAAGUAUCACUUACAUUAUUUAAUUUAAUACUUACAGAUUUCUGUUUAUAUAUGUUCAGUUUUGUACUGAUGCGUUAUGUUAUUAUUUCAUAUUAUUACCAUUACAUUGAAACGUUAGUAAAUGAAUAAUUAUUUAAUUAAACGAAUAAAAAUAAAUUGGUGUUUUAUUGUUGAAAACUUUCUGUUAAAUGUUAAAGAAACAGAAUCUCUAAAAGAAUAUGUAAAUUUCAUCAUAUAAUGUAUUAUUUAACAUUUGGCACUAUUAUUCCAUAGUUUUUGCACAUCUUUAUUAUUAUGUCGUAAUUUUGAUGAAAUA
Molecule: messenger RNA, 1435 nt
Organism: Linepithema humile (Argentine ant)
Lineage: Eukaryota; Metazoa; Arthropoda; Insecta; Hymenoptera; Formicidae
Source: RefSeq, a predicted model, not a curated record